This is a messenger RNA of Zea mays, 2803 nucleotides long. RefSeq lists its product as uncharacterized. Bases 1394 to 2515 code for a protein of 373 amino acids. NCBI's taxonomy places the organism in Eukaryota, Viridiplantae, Streptophyta, Magnoliopsida, Poales, Poaceae. The record is from RefSeq and is a predicted model, not a curated record. The transcript is spliced from 2 exons.
GAUUAGGAAAUAAUAAUCUUGCUUGCUUUAUUCCCUGCUGCCAUGUGGCUUAUAAAUAGCCCUAUGGCUAACCAACUUCUCCUAUAAACUCUCAACUAACUCCUAUUUUCUUGGACUUAUCUGCUGCCAACUAACUCUCCACAAUUCUCUCAUCUCAAUCUUAUUCUCUAGCCUUAUCUUUAUUUCUAAAUCUAUCCACUGGUUGUGGCCUCCUCCUGUGCGCGUUCAGCGCGCUCUGCAGCGCGCGCGUGCGUCACGGCGGCGCCUAUAUGUGCGCCCGCACAUGACAGUUACAUAGUGCACUCAAUCGUGCCGUAGUGUUGAACAUGUUGUGCUACAGUGGACGGUAUGCGUGCCCACACCGUUGAGUAUAAUGUAUUAGCUGGUACUUUAUAAUACCUUCGGGUAUGCCUGUCAUCGCAGGCAUGGCUAUAAUGAGAACUUCAACUGCACGUCGUGCAUAGUGGUGCUGGCUCGCCUGAUGCCCUUUGACUACAAUGUUGCCCAUCACAUUAAAUGUGAUGAACAUGAGACUUAUAUCCUUGCUAGGCGCCACAAGGCUGAUGUGGUCAGAGUCGCACAUGGAACCAGAGUCGUCCCACCCGUCGUUCUUGGGGUCAUCUUGCCUGGGACCGUCACGUAGCACCGGGUUCAUACUACCUAUGCCUUUCAUCACAUUAAAUGUGAUGAACAUGAGACUUAUAUCCUUGCUAGGCGCCACAAGGCUGAUGUGGUCAGAGUCGCACAUGGAACCAGAGUCGUCCCACCCGUCGUUCUUGGGGUCAUCUUGCCUGGGACCGUCACGUAGCACCGGGUCCAUACUACCUAUGCCUUUCUGCCUGAGGGUGUGGUCCAUAGUGUGUGGGUGCUGGUCCUACAUGGCCCCGGGACCUGCGCUUCAGGAGCUUGGCUCCCGAGUUGCAGGCCCUACUGAUGCCAAAUUUGCACCAGCUGGGCCCACUACGGGUCUCUCACUUAUGUGGAAUUUCUCGGAGGGCGUUUUGCCACUAUUCGGGGGUAAUCACUGUUAGGCAAUAGAAUAUGCCAUCUGUGGAUAUCCUAGCUGCUAUAGAUAGCAGAUGUAAAUCAGGGAUAGAAUCCUAGCUGCUAUAGAUAGUAGAUGUAAAUCAGGGAUUAGUUGCUAGAUAUAGCAGAUGUAAAUCAGGGGAAUUAUCCCUGCCUUGUAAAGCAGGCCAGCCAGCUCUAUAUAAUAGAAGGUGCCCCCCUCUCAUUGAGGUGUGGCCAAUUGCCCUCAACCCUGUUUCUCUACAUGGUAUCCGAGACCCAGGCAUCGAUCUAAUUUCCCAACCCCCCCCCCCUCACCUUCUCUCCUCCAGCCGCGCCGCCUUAACCAGACCGCGCCGCCUGCCCUCUCCUUCCCCUUCCCUGUGCCAUGAGCACCAUCUCCGAUGCUGCCGAUUCUGCUCCUGUCCUCUGCCCCUUUGCCACCAUCAACAUCAUGCUCCACGUCCCCAUGACCCUGGAGUUGAAACCUUCCAACUACACCAAGUGGUCGACGACGUUUCAGGCCACGUGUGGGAAAUUUGGGCUGCUGCAUCACCUCUCCACCUCGCGCCCCACCGAUGCGGCAUGGGCACAGGCUGACUUCUGCGUCCGCGGAUGGAUGUACAACACCACCUCCGACGCCGUCCUCAACCUCGCCAUGACCGACAGCACCCAGACGGCGAGCGCCCUUUGGAAGGCCAUCGGCGAGGUGUUCCAGGCAAACAAAGCUCCCCGCGCCAUCUUCCUGAAUCACGAGUUUCACUCGAUGACUCAGGGGGACCUGUCCAUUGACGCCUACUGCGUUCGCAUGAAGGAGAAGGCCGACGAACUACGCGACGUUGGGCAGCCCGUAUCUGAGCCCAACCUCGUCCUCAACCUGCUGCGUGGACUUAACGAGGUCUACUCCGGCGUCGCCGACAACAUCGCCGGACAGCAGCCCCUCACCCUCGCCACCGCACGCCAUCAGCUACUCCUCAAAGAGCUGCGGCUGCAGAACGACGAGAAGACGCGUGCUGCUGCUGCCCUCCUAGCUAAUGUUGGUGGUUCGCAGCAGCAGCACCAGCAGGGCGCCCGGCGCCCUAAUACCAAAAAAGGCGGCCACCAGCCCUUCUACAACACCUCUGGUAGCUUCUCCAACAACUCCGGCAACACCAGCACCAACAAACGUGUUCCCUGGGGCUUUAAUCCCUGGAUUGGCGAACGUGUGGCCCCUGGAGAGCGCGUCACCCCUCCUGGACAGCGCCGCCAGGAAGGUUCUGGUGCCCAGGCUGGGCGCACCCUGGGCAUUCUCGGGUCUUCCCCGCAGGCCCACACCGCCUUCGCUCCACUCCAGGCGUCCUCCAGCAGCUCCAACACCUCCACCAGCACCUGGGAUGCAGCAGGCCUCAUCGCUGCCCUGCAAAACAUGCAACUUCAGGGCAACUCGCCCUGGGUUGUUGACUCCGGCGCCUCUACGCACAUGACGUCCUCGGAUGGAUCUCAGGACGGAACGCGUGAUUCUCUGUUGUAACUGCGACGGGGACCUAUACACCAUGCCUGCCUCCACACCUGGCGCUCCACCUCAUGCUCUCCUGGCUACAUCGUCAACUCUCUGGCAUCAACGUCUCGGUCACCCCGCCCCCGCCGUUUUAGAGCGUCUCAAUAAACUUCAUGUUAUUUCCUGUAAUAAAGUACAACACUCCCUAUGUCACUCAUGUCAACUAGGCAAGCAUACGCGUCUACCUUUUAGUUCUUCGCAUUCCAUAACUCAUGCACCCUUUGAACUCGUUCACUGUGAUGUAUGGACUUCACCCAUCAA